UUAUCUUGUUGUGUGAAUUGCGUAUGAUUAUUAGGGUGCUAUGAUAAGAACCUUUGAGCACACACAGUGAUACUUUUUAUUAUUGGUAGUUUAGAAAAAAUAAAAGGUUGUGCAUUUUCAAGAAAUUCUCAUGAGCGAAAAUCAAGAAGUUAACCCUAAGGCAUAUCCGUUAGCACCACCCGAGCUUUCAAACCGAAUUCUCGAUCUUUUACAGCAAGCUGUUAGUUACAAGCAAAUACGUAAAGGAGCUAAUGAAGCAACGAAAGCAUUAAAUAGAGGAAAAGCGGAACUUGUUGUUUUAGCCUCCGAUGCCGAACCCUUAGAAAUUUUAUUGCAUCUUCCAUUAGUCUGUGAAGAUAAGAAUGUACCGUAUGUUUUUGUUAAAUCAAAAGUUGCUCUAGGACGUGCGUGUGGAGUAUCACGCUCUGUUAUAGCGUGUGCUGUCACAACUAAAGAAAUGUCUCCUUUAGAUUCUCAAAUAACGGAAUUAAAGAAUGCAAUUGAAAAAAUUUUAAUUUAAUUUUUUAAUUAAAAAUAACAAAACUUUUUUUAUUUGACACAAUCUUAAAAUAAAAGAAUUAUUUCUGCAUUAGGAA
Hylaeus volcanicus is the source of this 596-nucleotide messenger RNA. Its product is annotated as NHP2-like protein 1 homolog. Bases 131 to 520 code for a protein of 129 amino acids. Gene Ontology annotation, molecular function: RNA binding. Gene Ontology annotation, biological process: mRNA splicing, via spliceosome; ribosome biogenesis; maturation of SSU-rRNA. The record is from RefSeq and is a predicted model, not a curated record. Lineage: Eukaryota; Metazoa; Arthropoda; Insecta; Hymenoptera; Colletidae. The transcript is spliced from 3 exons. Gene Ontology annotation, cellular component: small-subunit processome; box C/D methylation guide snoRNP complex; nucleolus.